This is a messenger RNA of Linum tenue, 5972 nucleotides long. Lineage: Eukaryota; Viridiplantae; Streptophyta; Magnoliopsida; Malpighiales; Linaceae. The record is from the annotation of a GenBank genome assembly.
GCGCCACCUACUUUGUUUUCCUGGUUCGGAAAACCCUACACAGUUCCCCUUGUUGCCCGUCCCUCCGCAAUUUCCUCCGCCGCCGAUGCUCCGGCCACGUCCGCCUUCGUGUUCGUCCCCCGUGGCUUUGAUUUAUGAAGGUCUUUCCAUAUAUACAUCCGGAAAACGAGUUCCCUCAGCAGCGCAAUAGCAGCAGAUAAAAGAGCUUUUUUUCUGGCGACAAUCCAUCCCUCAAAAAAUGUCGUGUGUGACUUCUUCCAGAGUUUUCGCGCCUUCUGCCAAGCUUCUCUCCGGCUUCAACAAGAACAAUGUCAAUUUCUCAGUGUCAAGCGCUCCCUCUUCCUUCUUCAGCAACCUUUUCUCUUCGUCUGCGUCAUUUCCGAGACUCGUUGGCUGCGGGAAUAGUAUGAAUAGCUGGGAAAGCAGAAGACUGGUUAGCACCGGUUUGCGUUGUUCUGCUGCCCAGCAAUCGGGGAACUCGGCUUCAGUCGCCUCUCUGGGUAGGGAUGACUCUGAUGAGAGAGUGGUCGUAUUGGUGAUUGGUGGAGGAGGAAGAGAGCAUGCACUUUGCUAUGCACUAAAGAGAUCCCCCUCUUGUGAAACUGUCUUCUGCGCCCCGGGAAACGUGGGGAUUUCCAGCUCUGGUGAUGCCACUUGUGUUACUGAGCUCAAUAUUGCUAAUAGUUCAGCAGUAAUCGACUUCUGCCAUAAAUGGGGUGUAGGGCUCGUGGUGGUGGGGCCAGAGGCACCUCUAGUUGCUGGGCUAGCAAAUGAUCUGUUGAAGUUUGGUAUUCCAGUGUUUGGUCCAUCGGCAGAGGCUGCUGCUUUGGAAGGUUCCAAGAACUUCAUGAAGAGUAUAUGUGACAAAUAUGGAAUUCCUACUGCCAAGUACAAGACAUUCAGACAUCCAGUGCCUGCUAAACACUAUAUUCAAGAACAAGAGCUUCCAAUCGUAAUCAAAGCAGAUGGAUUGGCUGCUGGAAAAGGAGUAAUAGUUGCGACGACCCUAGAAGAGGCUUAUGAUGCUGUCGACUCAAUGCUUGUCGAUGAAAUGUUCGGACCAGCAGGCUCUCAGGUCAUCGUCGAGGAGUUCCUUGAGGGAGAGGAAGCAUCUUUCUUUGCCCUGGUGGAUGGAGAGAAUGCCAUUCCACUGGAGUCUGCCCAAGACCAUAAGCGAGUGGGUGAUGGAGAUACUGGACCUAACACCGGCGGAAUGGGAGCUUACUCUCCUGCUCCUAUAUUGACGAAGGAGCUGGAGUCCAUAGUUAUGGAUAGUAUAAUACUUCCUACUGUGGAAGGAAUGGUGGCAGAGGGUUGCAAGUUCGUUGGAGUUCUGUAUGCUGGAUUGAUGAUUGAAAAGAAGUCUGGCUUGCCCAAAUUGAUCGAGUAUAACGUGCGGUUCGGAGACCCUGAAUGCCAGGCAUUGAUGGUUCGACUGGAAUCCGACCUGGUACAAGUCCUGCUUGCUGCCUGUAGAGGCGAACUGAGUCAAGUAUCCCUCGAGUGGUCACCUGGCUCGGCCAUGGUUGUAGUGAUGGCGAGCAAUGGCUAUCCCGGUCCAUAUGAGAAGGGAACCGUGAUUCAGAACCUCGAAGAAGCUGAAAACGUCGCUCCAACAGUCAAGAUAUUCCAUGCAGGCACUGCUCUCGACUCGAAUGGCAACUUGGUAUCUGCCGGUGGCCGUGUUCUUGGAGUCACUGCCAAGGGAAAUGAUCUGGCGGAAGCAAGGGAGAGAGCUUAUCAGGCUGUCGAGAAAGUCAACUGGCCAGGCGGGUUCUACCGGCGAGACAUUGGGUGGCGGGCGCUUCCCCUUCCGGUUCAACCGAACCUAUGGUAAUUUGGGCAGUAACAUUGUUUAGUUGGAUACAGACGGGCCGGGCCCGGCCCAAUAAGUUGAAAUCAUGUUUCAUGUGCCUUUUUUUCUUCUUUUUUCUCCUCCUCAGCAGUUUCUACCUUACAAUCGCCGAUGAACCCGCGGGAGUUUCCCACCGCACCUUCCGGUCGCCAUUGUUUCCCUUCUAACUCGGAUCAUGAUUCCCAAUUCCUCAAUUCCCUUUCCCUCACCUUUAAUUCCAACCUUUCUCAUUGUCUCCGUUUCUUUUGGCAAAUUUUCUCCCGUACUCUGUUUCAGAAUUCCCCUGUUUUCCACAAUUUCUCUGUUUUGGUCUCGCCGGUUGUAAUCUCCGAUGGACGGAGGAGGAAAUGAGAACAAAGUCGAAGAUGAAGACAAACAGGCGCUGGCGGGGUUGAGCUCCGUCCCUAAUCCUCACCGAGCGAAAGUCCAAUCCUACAGCCAGCAGCUCCGCGGCGAGAGGAAGCUGCACCACCGCCAGGGUAGGAAGCACAGCCUCGACGACAUUCCCGCCAGCGGGGGGAGCCGACCUCUCUCCUCCUCCGACGAUGAUUUCUCCAAUUACUCGCUGGACGAGGAGGAAGCGACCCUCGAUCUGAAGCCGUUCACCCCGCUCUCCGAAUUCGUCGCCGCCGGGUCUCCCGCCGCGGCGGGGAGCUCCAGCCCCGGACCCGGCGGCGGCGGAGGAUCUGGCCCCGGAGCCGGAGGAAAAGGGGAGGCGAUUUUCAAGGUUCCGAUGAGGGCCGCGGUGCAUCCGGGGCGCCCGCCGUGCCUGGAGCUCCGGCCGCACCCGCUGAGGGAGACGCAGGUGGGGAAGUUCCUGAGGAACAUCGCCUGCACGGAGACGCAGCUGUGGGCGGGCCAGGAGAGCGGGGUCCGGUUCUGGAGGUUCGACCGGAUUUACGACCCCGGUUGUGGGUUGGGCGGGAAGGUCCGGAGAGGGGAUGAGGAUGCGGCGCCGUUUGACGAGUCGGCGUCCACGUCGCCGACGUUCUGUUUGAUGGUGGAUGCGGCGAACGGGUUGGUUUGGAGCGGGCAUAAGGACGGGAAGAUUCGGUCGUGGAAGACGGAUCAAUAUAGCGCCCCUGCUGCCGCCGCGGCGGCUGCGGCAGGGGAGCAAGAGGUGGUGGAUGGUGGCGGUGGUGGUCAGCCGCCGCAGCAGGUGGAUGCUGCCGCCGCGGCUAAUGCUCCGUUUAAGGAAGGGCUGUCUUGGCAGGCGCAUAAAGGGCCUGUUCUUUCCAUGGUCAUGAGUUCCUAUGGGGAUUUAUGGUCGGGAUCGGAAGGAGGAGUGAUAAAGAUCUGGCCAUGGGAGAGCAUCGAGAAAUCCCUUUCUCUAAAAUCCGAAGAAAAGCGGAUGGCCGCUUUACUCGUCGAGCGAUCGGCCAUCGACCUGAGAAGCCAGGUCACGGUGAACGGCAACUGCAGCAUCUCCUCCUCCGACGUCAAAUGCCUGCUCUCGGACAACAUCCGCGCCAAGCUCUGGUGCGCACAGUCCUUAACCUUCUCCAUCUGGGACGCCCGCACCAAGGAGCUCCUCCGCGUCUUCAACAUCGACGGCCAGACCGAGAAUCGCGUCGACGGCAGCGGAGGAGGGGAGAAGGGCCAGCAGCAGCAGCAACAACAACAACAAGAGAGCAGCGGGCAUGGUGGGGAAGAAGGUGGGGCAACUCCACAGGAGGCCUUGCCGGCGGUCCCGGAAAAGCCGGAAAAGCCGGCGAAGGAGGGGAAAGGGAAGUCGGGAAACAAGAAGGAGAAGGGCCAGGGCUUCCUCCAGCGGUCGCGCAACGCGAUCAUGGGCGCGGCGGACGCAGUGCGGCGCGUGGCGACACGUGGCACCAACGUCUUCGUGGAUGAUUCGAAGAAGACGGAGGCGAUCGUGAUGACGGCUGACGGGAUGGUGUGGAGCGGCUGCACCAACGGGCUGAUCAUUCAGUGGGACGGGAACGGGAACCGGGUGCAGGAUUUCAACUUGCUCAACGGCACCGCCGUCCAGUGCUUCUGCACUUACGGGACCCGAAUCUACGUCGGCUACGUCAGCGGGAUCAUCCAGAUGUUGGACCUGGAGGGGCAUCUCCUACAAAUGUGGGUGGCCCACAGCAACCCGGUGCUGAAGCUAGCCGUCGGGAAAGGCUACGUGUACAGCCUGGCCAGCCACGGCGGGAUCCGGGGGUGGAACACGCUGUCGCCGAGCCCGAUCGACCAGAUCCUCCGGUCGGAGCUGGCCGGGAAAGAGCUGACGUACACGAGGAAGGACCAGUUCCGGGUGCUCAUCGGGACGUGGAACGUGGGGCAGGGGAGGCCCUCGCAGGAGGCCAUGAUGGCGUGGCUGGGGUCCACCGCGUCGGACGUCGGGAUCGUCGUAGUCGGCCUCCAGGAGGUCGACAUGGGGGCCGGGUUCCUCGCUAUGUCCGCCGCCAAAGAAACUGUAGGACUGGAAGGGAGUGCAAUUGGGCAGUGGUGGCUGGACAAUAUUGGGAAAGCCUUAGGGGAAGGCUCUGUUUUCGAAAGGAUGGGAUCUAGGCAGCUUGCUGGCUUGCUCGUCUCUCUCUGGGUGAGGAAGAACAUGAGACAGCAUGUUGGGGAUGUUGAUGCUGGAGCUGUUCCUUGCGGGUUUGGACGAGCCAUUGGCAAUAAGUUCAUGAUGGUGAAUUGUGUUGUGCAGGGAGGGGUAGGGUUGAGAAUACGGGUGCGGGACAGGAUAAUGUGCUUCGUGAACUGUCACUUGGCAGCACAUUUGGAAGCAGUGAACCGAAGGAACGCAGAUUUCGAUCACAUCUAUCGAAACAUGGUGUUUGGGAAGCCGACAAUCCCCAACGCUGCCGCCGGUAUGCUGCUGACGAUCCUGCGGUUCUUGUUUUGUUGUUGCUCUCUUGCCUUCUCCACGUAUUUAAUUUGGAUCCUUUAUUAUACAUAUGGUGUACCCUUCAUCCUGUCUGUUGCAGCUGGUGUGUCCUCCUCCUCCCACACCCUUAAAUCCGAUAAGAACUCCGGUGGUGGUGGCGGUGGCGGCAAUAACAACAACAAUGGCUCGUCCGAGGACACAAAGCCAGAGCUGUCUGAUGCAGACAUGGUUGUGUUCUUUGGGGACUUUAACUACCGGCUGUUUGGGAUAUCAUAUGAUGAGGCCAGGGACUUUGUGUCUCAGAGAUGCUUUGACUGGCUUCGAGAGCGAGAUCAGCUCCGAGCUGAGAUGAAAGCUGGGAGGGUUUUCCAAGGGAUGCAUGAAGCCAACAUUACUUUCCCUCCUACUUACAAGUUUGAGAGAAAUGUCCCUGGAUUAGGAGGCUAUGAUUCUGGGGAGAAGAAACGUAUACCUGCAUGGUGUGACAGGGUUAUAUUCCGUGAUACACGGCCAGGUUCAGCUACACCAUCGCAAUGCGAAUGUAGCUUGGAGUGCCCUGUUGUCUCUGCAGUCAUCCAAUAUGAAGCUGUCAUGGAAGUGACUGAGAGCGACCACAAACCCGUACGGUGCAAGUUCCACAUCCAAGUAGCUCACACAGAUAGAUCAGUGAGGAGGCAAGAGUUUGGCGAGAUCCUGAAGACGAAUGAGAAGAUUCAAUCGCUGUUGGAGGAAUCUCGAGUGGUCCCAGAGACAGCCAUCAGCACCAACAGCAUUGCUCUGCAAAAUCAGGACACUGCCAUCCUCAGGAUCGCCAACAAAUCUGCAGCAGACAAAGUAGUGUUCAGGAUCUACUGUGAAGGCCAAGCCAAUUUCAAGGAUGAAGGGGAUGAAGCCGAGUAUCAUGCACGAGGUAACCAUGGCUUCCCCCGGUGGCUUGAGGUCACACCAGCAGCUGGAAUAAUCAAACCUGACAAUAGCAUGGAAGUAUCAGUGCACCAUGAAGAGUUCCACACACUAGAAGAUUUAGUAGACGGCAUCCCACAGAACUGGUGGUGUGAAGACACCAGAGACAAAGAAGUGAUCCUUGUAGUCGUUGUACAAGGCAGCAGCUCAACUGAGGUCACAACUCAUCGGGUCCAUGUUCGGCACUGCCUCUCGGCCAACACUCUGCGUGCUGACUCUAAAUCAGGCUCGCGCAGAGGUCAAAAAAGUGAUCCCAGGCAACAAAGCGGUGCAUCAGCUGCAACCAAUGAUUCUCGAAGUUCACAAAAGCCUUGA